This is a messenger RNA of Tilletiaria anomala UBC 951, 4491 nucleotides long. Its product is annotated as P-loop containing nucleoside triphosphate hydrolase protein. The transcript is spliced from 4 exons. Gene Ontology annotation, molecular function: RNA binding; ATP binding. Gene Ontology annotation, cellular component: spliceosomal complex; intracellular anatomical structure. Lineage: Eukaryota; Fungi; Basidiomycota; Exobasidiomycetes; Georgefischeriales; Tilletiariaceae. Bases 303 to 4430 code for a protein of 1375 amino acids. The record is from RefSeq and is a predicted model, not a curated record. Gene Ontology annotation, biological process: mRNA splicing, via spliceosome.
GAUCGCGUGGGAUCGAGCAUCUGAAGGAGAAAAGGUGUGAAGGGGUCGAUGCCAUCCGCACAAAGUCCCUUUCUGCAGCAGAUCACUAGCUUUCGAAAGCCGCGUCGAGUCUUCCUGCGCGGCUUUUUGGGCUGUUGGUUGGAGUAAGAGGCGCGGAUGCGACGUUACGGAGUCCAGGAUUUCUGACGCGAUACACGAUAGCAUCAUCGUGCCGCGCUGGAAGCAAGCCCAUCUAUCAUCACUUGUUGCGAUCAACUAUCGAGGAUAAGGACAGGAUACAGUUUCCCCUCUACGUCUCCAUCAUGGCGAGCAACCUCCAAUCCGACAUCGCUACGCGUUUGGCCGGAGCGCUCGGCCUGCCGGAGACGAAUGCCCAUAUCCUUGCAAACAACAUAAUCACCAUCGCGCGCAGUCAGCCCGGUGAGGCAACAUUUAUUCGUGCCGCCAGUGGCUUUGGCAAAUUCGAUCACGAAUUCCUGAAAGCCAUCAGGAAUAUUGUUCUCAGUAGCAAGGAUAUUCCAUCAUCAGCUUCGCUACAGAAUGGAGGCGCAGCUGAUUCAAAGGAUGUGGAUGCAGUAGGGGCGCAUGGUUCGGACAGGCUCGAUGUACCAACGUUAAAGCGAGCAGGACUGCAAACUGCAGAAGGACAGAAACACGUCUUUCGCUCCUCAAGCGCAGGCUCGAGCCUAGGCCUGCAAGCACUCGCAGAGCAAAGGCGGCAAGAACGCGGCGAGGUGGAACCGGCCAGGAAGAAAUCCAAGGUCGAGGCUUUGCCACCCCCAACGCCUCGUCAAAAUGGUGGUCAACCUAACGGAGACGAGCAGCCGCUCUUCAAAGUACCCGCCCGACCCCCCGCUCGCCGAGACGAACAUGAGCACUCGUACUCUUCCUCCGCGGAAGGCGCUAAUGAUCGUUCGUCUGCAUCCUCGAGCUGCUUGCAGCGUCGUCAGCGAGGAGAUGAGACUCCCGGACCAGUUGGCGGAGGGCUCUCAGAAGUGGCCCGACAGCGUUUAGCCCAGCGAAGAGGGGCGAGACUAGCGGUGGGAAGUUUUGCUGCGCAGGAUGGCGGGAGGGACCGUGGUGGAAGUGGGGGAAGGCAAGCUGAUGAGGAUGCGAGAGGAGGCUUCUCAGAGUUCAGGCAGCGGCUCAACCGGGACAUGGAGCAGAGGCAGGAGAGGAGAGACGCGUGGCAGGAGCGCCAAGCACGUGAUCGAGAGCAGCGGGAAGGCAGGCAACGCUCCUUUGACGACCCUCGUGGUCAGGCGCAACAUACAGGAGGCAGUGCCCGGGACGGAUGGGCAGAUGCCAGCCAACGCUCGGCUGCAUCGCUCCCCGAGCGAAGCUGGGACUCCACACCACAGCUUUCACACAGCAGGGACAGAGACGGGGACAUCCCAUCGACAACCAGCUCCCUUCGUGGUCGUGCCUGGGACGCGACGCCUUCUAGUGCUUCACGCUCGAUGCGUGUCGGCUAUUCUGACAGCAGCGCACGGCGCGGAGGCGCGUAUACAGACCGAUACCCUACGGAGCGGGGAUCUGAGCGUCGUGGCGCAGAGGAUGGGCGGAUGACACUUGCUGGUUGGCAAUGGGGCGACGACCCUGACGGCGAUCCCGCUGCACAGGUCGCGAUGGACCGCGAGUGGUAUUCGAUGGAAGAGCGAGAGGGGCUGGCGGGUGACGAGGACCACAACCCGUUCUCGCAGUUCGAGGACAUGCAUGGGCAGCUUCUCGCUGGCGGUUCCUUGGCGAGCAGGCAGCAGACUGCGCGAGUGACGGCCAAGCAGGCGCAGUACAACGCCGAUCGCGACGACUGGGAGGUGAACCGGAUGCAGACUGGUGGCGUCGGGCCGCGGCGGUUUGUCGACUUGGAUGGCGUAGCGGCUGAUGCGGAGGAGGAGGCGCGUGUGCAUCUGCUCGUGCACGACCUGAGACCACCCUUCUUGGACGGCAAGACGGUCUUCACGAAGCAAAUUGAACCGGUCAACCCGAUCAAGGACCCGACGAGCGACAUGGCCAUGUUCUCCAAGAAAGGCAGUCGCCUCGUCAAGGAGAAGCGAGAGCAGAGCGAGAGGGAGAAGGCGACGGCUAGAGCAGCGGCUCUCGGUGGGACUGCGCUCGGAAACAUCAUGGGCAUCAAGGAAGACGAGGACGAGCAGCAGGGCAAAGCGGGCGCACCAGGCAUUGGUACGGGCAGCAAUGCUUCCGUGCAAGCUAAGAAAGACAGGGCGGAGGCGGAUAAUCCAAGAAGCGACUCGCAGUUCGCGAGCCAUCUCAAGAAGAGCGAGGGCGCAUCGGCCUUUAGCCGUGGGAAGACACUCAAAGAACAGCGGCAGUACCUCCCAGCUUUUGCCUGCCGCGAGGAUCUCAUGAAGAUCAUCCGAGAAAACCAAGUCGUCGUCGUCAUCGGUGAGACGGGCUCGGGGAAAACGACUCAAGUUGCUCAAUUCCUCUACGAGGAGGGCUACGCUUCGGGCUCGGGUAGCAUGAUCGCGUGUACCCAGCCACGGCGCGUGGCCGCGAUGAGCGUCGCAAAGCGGGUGAGCGAAGAGAUGGAGUGCGAGCUCGGUGGGACGGUCGGAUACAGCAUUCGGUUUGAGGACUGCACUAGUCCGCAGACGCGCAUUAAGUACAUGACCGAUGGUGUGCUUCUGCGUGAGAGCCUCAAUGAGGGCGAUCUCGAUCGGUACACUUGCAUUAUCUUGGACGAAGCGCACGAGAGGAGCUUGAGCACGGACAUUCUCAUGGGUCUGCUCAAGAAAAUUCUCACGCGCCGUCGGGACCUCAAGCUCAUUGUAACGUCCGCCACCAUGAAUGCCGAAAAGUUCUCCAACUUUUUUGGAGGCGCUCCCAGCUUUACCAUCCCAGGCCGGACGUUCCCUGUCGACGUCAUGUUCAGCCGAGCGCCUUGCGAAGACUAUGUGGAGAGCGCGGUGAAGCAAGUCUUGUCGAUCCACCUAUCAGGUGGAAGUGGGGACGUGCUUGUGUUCAUGACAGGCCAAGAGGACAUUGAGAUCACAUGUCGAGUUGUCAAUGAGCGCUUGGAACAGUUGGACGACGCGCCCCCGCUGCUUGCACUACCCAUUUACUCCCAGAUGCCUGCCGAUCUGCAAGCAAAGAUUUUUGAGCCCUCACCAAACGGCGAGCGCAAAGUCAUUGUCGCAACGAAUAUCGCUGAGACAUCUCUCACUGUUGACGGGAUCAUGUUUGUCGUCGACGCCGGGUACAGCAAGCUCAAGGUGUACAAUCCGCGCGUCGGCAUGGACUCGUUGCAGAUUACGCCCAUCUCGCAGGCCAACGCCAAUCAGCGUUCCGGUCGUGCCGGCCGUACUGGUGCAGGCACAGCGUAUCGUCUCUACACCGAGAUGGCGUUCCGCAACGAACUGUUUCCCAACAACAUCCCCGAGAUCCAGCGCACGAACCUGGCCAACACAGUAUUGCUGCUCAAGUCGCUCGGCGUUAAGAAUCUGCUAGAAUUCGAUUUUAUGGACCCGCCGCCGCAGGAGAACAUCUUAACUUCAAUGUACCAACUCUGGGUGCUUGGCGCGUUGGACAAUGUCGGCAACCUGACACCGCUGGGGAAGAAGAUGUCCGAGUUCCCGAUGGAGCCGUCGCUAUCCAAGAUCCUGAUCAUGAGCGCGCAGCAGUACGGAUGCUCGGCCGAGGUGCUCACGAUCGUGAGCAUGCUCAGCGUGCCCUCUGUCUUCUACCGACCGAAAGAGCGGCAGGAGGAGAGCGACUCGGCGCGGGAGAAGUUCUUUGUAGCGGAGAGCGACCAUCUGACGCUGCUGCACGUCUACACGCUAUGGCGCUCGAACGGCUACAAGGACUCGUGGUGCGCCAAGCACUUUCUGCACGCGAAGCUGCUGCGCAAAGCCAGGGAAGUACGGGCGCAGCUGGAGGACAUCAUGAAGAUGCAGAAGCUGGAGGUGGUCAGCUGCGGGACGGACUGGGAUGUGGUGCGCAAGUGCAUCACGUCGGGCUACUUCCACCAGGCCGCGCGCGUCAAGGGCAUCGGCGAAUAUGUGCACUGCCGCACGGGUAUCCCGAUGCACCUGCACCCGACGAGCGCGCUGUACGGCCUGGGCUAUACACCGGACUAUGUUGUGUACCACGAGCUGACGCUGACAUCCAAGGAGUACAUGGGCACUGUCACCGCCGUCGACCCGUUCUGGCUGGCCGACCUGGGCUCCGUAUUCUACUCGGUCAAGCAGCGCGGCGCGAUCGGCUCGCACGCUCGCCACGCGCACGACGCCGAGUUCAGCAAGAAGGCCGAUUUGGAGAUUCAGUUCGCCAGGGACCAUGAGGCGAGCAUGCGGAGUCAGACAGCGGCGCACGACUGGAGGACGCUCGACGCGGCCGUACUGUCCACACCGAAGAUCGCGCAGCCUGGUGCGACGCCACGGCCGCGCGGGAGACGGGCUGGGUUAUAAGAAGAACGUGGUCUGUUCUGCGGGAAGGAAGGCAUCUCCGCGAAUGUAUGCUAUGUAAUGC